CUGGAAACAUGGCUGCUGAGGCGGCGCUCAGCAGCUCCGGUCCCUCGCUCUGUCCAAGCUUCGCGGUCGUUUGCUCCUUUCUCGAGCGGUAUGGAGCCGCGCUGGAUCUUCCUGAGAUGUCUUUCCCACAAAUGGAGACAUAUUUGCGUGAUACAUCGACAGUUCCCAGACCCCUGGUAGAACUCCAUGUGAAGCUGCUCAGGAAGCUUGGGAAGAUGGUGUCUGCUGAGCGCUGGGAGAAGAACCUGGCCAAGUUCUGCCAGGAGCUGAACAGCACAUGGGCAUGGGAGCUGGAGCAAAGGGGCUACCAGGAGAUGACCAUGGAGUGCAAGUCAGGCAUUCUCAAAUACCUGUGCGAGUGUCAGUUUGAUGAGAACCUGAAGCUGAAAAUGUCAGUGAAUGAGGAGGAGCCAGAAAGUAUGAGGCUGCAGCCAAUUGGUCGAGACCGCCAAGGCCACCUGUACUGGCUGCAGCUGGACCAGGAGCACAACAUCCGGCUGUACACAGAGGAGCAGGACGACUCAGACGGGUCCACCUGGAGAUGCAUUGUCAGGUCUCGGAAGGAUCUGGAGGAGGCCCUGAAGCUCCUGAAGGACCAGAUGGAGCCAAAGCCAGAGCAGACGCACCACGACUGCACUGCCACUUUAGAGAAGAAUCACUGCAGCUCCGAAAUAAAACCAGGUGACUCCAUCAAACAAGAACCAUUUCGUCAAGAACUCCAGCAGCCAUGCCCUGAGUUGGCUGAGACCGAGAAGCCAAGCGAGUGUAAGCCCCCUGUGUUUGACCACCACGUGCGCACCAUCACUACAGUGACCGCACUGAGCCGGAACGCCGUGUCCGUCCUCAGAGCACCCGGAGCACUCAGACUGGAGACACAACCCAGCCUCACGAAGAGCAGCAGCCAGCAGGCCACCAUCCCCCUGAAGAAGAGGGAGCUCAAACUGUCUCAAGACUAUCACAGCAACCUCCUCCUAAACAACAACAACAACAACUGCAGCAUCAUCGUGGUCAAUCCUUCUGUCAUCCAAUCCACAGACUGUCGCAGCUUCUCCAGGCCUGAGCUGACCAAUGGGAGCACUCCCCUCACACUGCCCCACAGGAGAGAGUCUGGGGCCCCCGUAGGACAUGUGGGGGUCAUCCGAAACCUACAGCAGACCCAGAGAGAGUCCCAGCAGCCUACUGACAGGUGCACACAGGAGCAGAAGGAGGCCAGGAGGGAGUCCGUGCUGGUCCAGAAGACACACGUUGCCAACACCAACUGCCAAGCUUCAGUGCUGUCUUCAGACCCUCCUCAUUUCACUAAGGAUGAAGAGAAUGUGGAAUUAAAGGUAGUAAAAGAUAACAGGAGCGAGUGUGCAGAUACUUUAGAGAAGGACAGUGAAGGAACGCAAAGUACUCCAGACCCAAAGGAGGACAAAGUAGAACUCAAUGGUUCCCUUAUCUUGGACACGCCUAUGGAGGAGGCUUCAUCUGAGCUCCAGAAAGAAGGCAUCCGGCUCAAAAUCAAGAUCCCUCCGCACCGCCAGAACAAGCUCCGAGCCAGAAGUGCCAAGCACCAGCAGCCUGAGGGAGGGGAGGAGGAGGGGGAGGCACCGCUGAGGAGAUCUGCCAGGAUCUGCAGGCCCAGCUCAAAGGCCGUGGAGAGCCAGAGGAAGAGUGUGGGACAGAGCACAAGUGCAGUCCAUCUCCCAGGGACCGCUGUGCAGACCAGGAGACAGAGGGGGCGCCCCAAGUGGUCCAACAAAGACAAAGCGAAGAAGGAGCCCCAGGAGGAGUACAGGGAGCAGCCAGAGGAGCUGGUGGAGGAGGAAGAGGCCAGCAUAGCAGAUGCAUGCACACACUGUGGACUGGCCAACCACCCCGAGCUGAUCCUGCUGUGCGAUGCGUGUGACGUUGGCUACCACACGGCCUGUCUGCGCCCUCCGCUUAUGCUGGUGCCAGAGGGAGAGUGGUUUUGUCCUCCCUGUCAACAUAAGCAGCUAUGUGAGCGUCUGGAGGAACAGCUGACCAGUCUGGACUGUGCCCUGAAGAGACAGGAACUGGCUGACCGACGGAGGGAGCGCCUGGUGUACGUGGGCAUCAGCCUGGAGAACAUCAUCCCGGAGGAACACAAAGUGGAGGAGAAGAACAUAAAGAAGAAGGACGCCCGGAAGAGUCGCCUGGGGAGACGUUCCACCAGAACCAGGAAGCUCAUCAGCUACAGGUUUGAUGACUUUGAUGAUGCCAUAAAUGAGGCCAUCAAGGACAACAGAGAUCUGAGCGGAAGAUGCAGCAGAGCCAUAAGCUCGAUGUCAGAUGAGGGCAUCGGACUCACAGGGCUGUCACACAGGCCAGACCAUCAGAGACCGGAUCACCAGCGAUUGGACCACCAGAGACCGGGCCACCAGAAGUCGGACACCCAGAGGCCGGACCACCAGAGGCCAGACUCUCAGAGGCCGGACCCCCAGAGGCCGCUCCGAUGGCCUGCUAGUCAUGUGAGGAAGAGAAGGAGGCGGAGGCUGAACGACCUGGAGAGUGACAGUACAGCAGCGGACAGCGAGGAAGACGAGUACCUGCUCAGCCACAGCUCGGAGGAGGAAGAGGAGCUGGCCGCCUGGGGGGUGGAGGAGGAGGAGGAGGAGGAGGUGGACAGUGAAGUGUGCAGUGGGGACAGUCUGAGUGGGGACAGGGCCAUGAAAAGACUGUCCAAGCCUCGAGGUCAGUCCAGGAAAAGGACACAUGUGCUGGACAGCCCGGAGCACAUGGGCUGCUCCAGUAUUAGUGACAGUGGAGAGGACAGCUCCAGGAGGGCUCUGCGCAGAGGCCAGCAGCAGCAGGUCAACUACUGUGAGAACUCCAGCUCAGACAGCGGAGCACCCCCGGCUGUCAAGAGUGUGAAAAGACGCCCGGAGCCAGUGUCCAGUGACUACAGUGACGUCUCUGCACUCUCCAGAGACUCUGAGGAGGACUGUGGUGAGGAGGAGGAGAACAGGAGGAAGCGACCCCAGGCCAGGCACCGAAAGAGGAGGCGACACAGACAGAGGCCCCGACAAGGUCCCCCCACUGACCCUGACACAUCUUCAGAGGAGGAGGAGCCCGUGAGGAAGAGAGUCCAGCGCCCGGCUGGUGAGGACGAGCAGGGCCGCAGAGCAGGGAGGACAGGCAGACCAAGGGGCCGCAAACACAAGGGCUCUAAACACUACAGCUAUGCCCAGUCCUGACACAACUGUAAACUGUGUGUUUGUGUCUUCUGUGAUUUAAAAGGAGACAUGCUAAACCACAACCAUGUUACAAUAGUUAUAAGUUGUGACCAUCUCUAAAACAUACCUGGAGCAGUAUUUACAAAAAUGUAUCUUUGUUUUUGUUUUUAUUUUUUUAGUCCUUUUUUAAAAAAUACACCUUAAAUGACCUUGACUAAUGGUGCGUUCCAGGCAUAGACUGUAUACAGUCUAUGGUUCCAGGCAAUUGAGAACUGAGGGAUUUCCCACUUGAAUGCUCCAACCUCAAAGCAUUGUAAACUGUAAACUGUAACCAACAUGGCUAAUGCUAAACUGUAGGCUAAAUGUACAUGCUAUAACCUGUUUACAUGGUUUAUGUGGUGGUUAAACGCUCAGAUCCACUGUUUGUGGUGAUUAGUAUUGCUGUAAUAAGUCAGUUUAAUUUAUAUUUCCAGUUCAAAAGUGGGAAUUACCAGUUUGAGUGGCAUUCCAGGGCAUUCCAGGGCAUUUUUGGGGAAUAUCCCAGUUAUCAGUUACCUGGAACGCACCAUAAAACUCAUGCCUUAGCAUAAUAUUGCUAGUAGCUGGGCUGCCAGUAUGUCUUUAAGCCAGCAGAGGGCAUCCAACCUGUUCUAAAUAAAGAUUCUGCUAAAUUGUUUUCAAUUGACUACAUAUACUGUAAUGAGCACUUUCCACAGAUUUUUGAUAAGACUAUGGUGACAUAAGCAAUCCAUAUUUAAGAAAUAUAUA
Periophthalmus magnuspinnatus is the source of this 3947-nucleotide messenger RNA. It is a transcript of the gene rsf1a, whose product is annotated as remodeling and spacing factor 1a. Gene Ontology annotation, cellular component: RSF complex. The record is from RefSeq and is a predicted model, not a curated record. The transcript has 18 exons. NCBI's taxonomy places the organism in Eukaryota, Metazoa, Chordata, Actinopteri, Gobiiformes, Gobiidae. Gene Ontology annotation, biological process: regulation of DNA-templated transcription. Bases 9 to 3200 code for a protein of 1063 amino acids.